AUGGGUUCAAGAAAGAACAGACACCUGAUUGUUUUCGCAACCAUUCUGGUGCUGCAGGUGUGGGCUUGCUGCGAAGCCACAACACGGUGGCACUUAGACGACGACAACGAAAUGAUGAAGAGGUACGAGGAGUGGAUAGUUGAAUAUGGACGAGUGUAUGCAAACGAAACAGAGAAGGUAGAGCGGUUCAAUAUAUUCAAAGCAAACGUGAAUUUUAUCGAUUCUUUCAAUCAGGAGGGAAACCACACUUUUAGAGUGGGAAUCAACGAGUUUGCAGAUUUAACCAACCACGAAUUCAAAUCUUCAAGAAUGGGAUACAAGAGCCCACCCUAUAUCGAUACGACGCGGUUUAUGUACGAGAACGUGACUGAGGUUCCUACCACUGUGGACUGGGUAGAAAAGGGUGCAGUGACUGCAGUAAAAAAUCAGCAAAAAUGUGGAUGUUGUUGGGCAUUUUCUGCUGUGGCAUCAAUAGAGGGAAUCACCCAGAUAAAAACAGAAAAGCUAAUCUCUCUAUCGGAGCAACAACUCCUAGACUGCGACCUCAUAAGCCUGGGCUGCCACGGCGGCUGGAUCGGCGCCGGAUUCCUCUACGUCCUCAUCCACGGCGGCAUAACCACCGAAGAAAACUACCCAUACACCAUGAAGAAGGGCUUCUGCCAACGCAAAAAGGCCUCCCAAUUCGCGGCCAAAAUCAAGGGCUUUCAGUGGGUCCCCAGCUACAAUGAGGCGGCGCUUAUGAAGGCUGUGGCAAACCAACCCGUCUCCGUGGCCAUCGACGCUAGCGGAUCGGCGUUUCAGUUCUACAAAGAGGGAAUUUACGGCAAGGAGUGUAAGUCGAAGGUGAACCACGCUGUGACGGCGGUGGGAUAUGGGGUGGAGGACGAGGGGAAGUUUUGGCUGAUAAAGAACUCGUGGGGAGAAAGCUGGGGAGAGAAGGGAUACGUAAAGUUGAUGAGGGAUACCGGCGAUAAGAAAGGAGUUUGUGGCAUUACCACGAGAUCUUCUUUUCCGAAAGCAUAG
This is a messenger RNA of Ipomoea triloba (trilobed morning glory), 1023 nucleotides long. RefSeq names its product ervatamin-B-like. The record is from RefSeq and is a predicted model, not a curated record. Gene Ontology annotation, molecular function: cysteine-type endopeptidase activity. The transcript has 2 exons. Lineage: Eukaryota; Viridiplantae; Streptophyta; Magnoliopsida; Solanales; Convolvulaceae. Gene Ontology annotation, cellular component: lysosome. Bases 1 to 1023 code for a protein of 340 amino acids.